Molecule: messenger RNA, 720 nt
Organism: Cryptomeria japonica (Japanese cedar)
Lineage: Eukaryota; Viridiplantae; Streptophyta; Pinopsida; Cupressales; Cupressaceae
Product: flocculation protein FLO11-like
Exons: 2
Coding region: 1-720 (239 amino acids)
Source: RefSeq, a predicted model, not a curated record
AUGAAAUCAUCUACUAAGAAUACUCCUUCCUCGUCCACUGCAAAAACCUCUGAAAUGGGAACAAGCUCCUCCAUGCCUGAAAUUACGCAUGCCAUCCUAUUAACCAUAGUAAUUCCCAUGCCGAAAAUUGCAAAUACACCUAUUAUUGUGUCCACCCCUGCAACCACUCCUCAUCCAUCCCCAAAGGUUGAACCAAGUUCUCCACCUAAGAAAAAUCCUCCUCAGCCUAAAAGGAAGAGGGAAUCCAAGAAAUUAAAUGUCAUUUCAACAUAUGAGGAAUUGUCUGAUGAUCCUAGCCCUCCCCCAAAGACUAGGAAGCUAACUCAAAUAGGAAACGGGGUUAGUGCUAAAACAUCCUCCAAAAAAGAAUCCAUAGAACCUUCCCCCACAGAGGAUCCACAAGUUAAGGGGACUAACUCACAAGAGGAGUCUUCAGAACCCAAGAAGAAAAUGACUCCUACUAAGAGGGCCAUUCCUAGGGCUACCAAGAAAACCAAACAGACUUUUGUAGAAGUUAUGCAAGAGCAUCCUUGGUGGAGGAGCCGAGGUUCGACUCAUGCCACCACCUCCCCCCCUUCCCCUCCUCCACAUGGAAUUCCCGCAGUGAGCGGUGCCCGCGGUGGCCGUUGCGAGCGGCGCUCGCGGUGGCCAUUGCGAGCGGCACCCAUGGUGGUCGCUAUGAGCGGCACCUGCGGUGGCUGCUGGGAGCGGUGGCCAUAG